AUGGCUAAUACUCGAGGCCAGCAAAGGAGAGACUGGGGAGCCGGGGUUCGGCCGCAUGGGAAGGGGCGGCCCAGCCCCGGCCCCUCGGCGUCCGCCCUGGCCCCGCCGCUGGGGCAGGAACCGGGGCCGGAGGUUUCCGCCCGGCGCCGCCAAGCCCGCCAGGGGCCUAGCUCGGGCUCCCAAGGGCCCGUCCGCGGCGGCGGGGGCGCGCAGCCGCCUUCCUGCCCGGCCCGCCGAGCCUCCCCGCGGCGAGCGCGGUGGCGCCCGCACCUGCCUCGCGCCCUGCCGCAGCCCCGGCCAGUCGCUUCACCCACCUGGCGCCCCCGCCGCGCCUCCCGUACGUCACAGCGCGACCCCGUGCCCCUCGGCACCCGCAGCGCGGGAGCGAGCGGACGCCGGGAGACCCUGCUCGGCAGUCGCCGCCGCCGCCCGGUUCGUCGCCAGGCCGCAGACAGCGAACCUGUUGCGCAGCGUGUCACGGCCGCUCGGGCUUCGCGGCGCCGCCUCAGCCCCACAACAACAUGGCGGCCGCGGCCUCCGCAGGAAGCCGGGGGGCGGGGAGGUAGGCGACGGGCCGGGCGGCUGACGGCCCGCCCGCCAGUCCGCGGCCGGCACCGACUCCCCCACCGUCGGGAACCCGAAGUUGGCCCGGGCGCGGCUCCUCACCCCCAAGAGUCCCGGGGCACCGAACCCCGCGGGCCUGGUGCCAGAGUUCCGCUCUCCCCUCGGGGAGGCCCCGAAGCCCCGGGACCCGGCAGCCCUUCCUGGAGCAGCGACGGCCCACCUGGCUCCUCCUCCCCGAGUUUGGAUGCCUUUUAUUUCUUCUUCUUACGUAAUUGCUCUGACCAGGACUUCCAAAGUUAUGUUGAGCAAAGAAUUAUGAAAGUUUUAUGGAAACAACAACAACAACAACAGCAACAACAACAACAACAACAGUGAAUUUGAAGGCUAUGAAGUAGGAGAUCAUUCAUGGUAUAUCAUUUGGAAAAAAUAGGUUACAAUGCAUGUGUACGAUCCCAUUUCAGUUUAGAAUAUUCUACUUCAAAACGAUAGAAAUAAUUUUUAAAUGAGAUUCUAAACCCAGACCUCAAUUAAACUUCUGGUUAUGCCUUUCCACCAGU
This is a messenger RNA of Lynx canadensis (Canada lynx), 1121 nucleotides long. Its product is annotated as translation initiation factor IF-2-like. NCBI's taxonomy places the organism in Eukaryota, Metazoa, Chordata, Mammalia, Carnivora, Felidae. The record is from RefSeq and is a predicted model, not a curated record. The transcript is spliced from 4 exons. The coding region runs from base 1 to 939 and encodes 312 amino acids.